This is a messenger RNA of Oncorhynchus keta (chum salmon), 4507 nucleotides long. Its product is annotated as meteorin-like protein. Bases 3250 to 4143 code for a protein of 297 amino acids. The record is from RefSeq and is a predicted model, not a curated record. The transcript is spliced from 4 exons. NCBI's taxonomy places the organism in Eukaryota, Metazoa, Chordata, Actinopteri, Salmoniformes, Salmonidae. Gene Ontology annotation, molecular function: hormone activity.
AAACAAUUCAAAAUAUGUCCAACUGCAUCUUAGAAGUAUUCCUACUUUUGAUAAUGCCAAUAUCUAAUGGCUUCUGCGUUGUAGAUUUGCUUAGUUAUCCAUAGCCUAAUAUAAUACAGGUUUUUACAUUCAUGUCUACCUAACAAUUGACGUUUCUAUCUUUUGGAAAGUACGAAAUAUGACUCAUCACACACCCUGAUGACCCACGCCUCCUUUUAUAAACUGAGCUAUAUGACUCGCCUAUUAAAUAAAGGUUAAAUAUUAAUACAGUAGGCCACACACACCAUUUAUCUACUGCAAUCAAUUUCUGUCGCACGCCCGGGACUAUAGGCCAACCCAUGUGUAUGUGCAACGUUAUGUCUCCUAAUUGUUUUAGGCCUAAGCAUAUGUCUUUUGCGACAAGCAAUGUAUAGACGGUGCCAGACACACGGCAGUUGAGUAAGCUAUAUUACAAUGCAGGGACCAGAGGGCACGGGAGUCUCAUUGCAGGUGGUUGCCGUCGGGGACCGUUUUAGCCAGCCAUGGGUUGGUCCUGGGCAGGAGGGCCAUGAUCGUUCAAAAGGUGCAGAUGAAACGCGGAUGCUGCUGAUGUGUGUGAUGAUGGAACGUCUGUGUGGCAUAUUUGACUAUUUUCAUAUGAUGUGGUCGUGCCUCGAUAUGGGAUGGGGUGCUUGCCCUUGCAGGUACGGCAGUAACCCUCAAGACCCGGGUGGAGUGUCACAGACUCAACUCUAUGUUGCCAUAAGCCUUUUAUUUUAUUAUUUAUGAUUUUAAUAUAUAUUAUUCAAUAGGAGUUAUAAUACCACAUUAAAGAAAAAUAUUACUUUGGCCAAUUAGCUAAUUCGUUUUAUGGACAGAUGAUGUAACAAAAUGUAAAUGACAUGCCUGCAGGGAGACAGAAAUAUUACAGUGCUGGAGCUGAGCUAGAGGCUGACUGUGACCUUAAAUCAUCUCUGCCAUUUCUAACACUCUGGCCCAUUAUUUUAUUUGGGGACCCCAAACGAGCCCAUUUUAUUGCUUGAGGACACCAUUAUUAGCCAGAUAAUGAUACUUUUGCGAAGAAAAAAACAAGUUAUGCAGGCAAAAAAUGGACCAGCCCUUCUGGCAUUUGCCCGAAAUGCCAGAUGGCUAGUCUGCCCCUAUGGGACACUGAACCACUAGCCUAGAAUUCAGUCAGUCUGGGGGCUGAAUGCCACUCGGACUAGAGGGUUAUUCUCUCUCUUUUUGUAGAAUAACAAAGUGUCCAUUCAUGUUGCUCUCCCCAGGGAACUGGGCUCUGGCCUCCGAACACGUGACUCAAACAGACCAACCUGAGAGCGCGUGUGAAAAUGAACCUGGCUGUGACAACAGCGCGAGCCACUCAACUGCCGUUGACAUUUACAAGGCCUUCCCUUACAGCUGAAUUCUGAUAGACGAUUGAAAAUAAUAGCUAUUCCUGGGUAUAGUUCGGAAUACUUUUUAUAGACUACAUUAAAAUAAUGUAGGUUAAGAAAUACAUACAUUAUUAAUGUUUAAAAUGAAUGAAAGGUGCCCUAUUUGAGCUCUUUGCAAUUUAAAAAAUCUAGCCUAUAGACUAUGUUAUUACUACACAGUAGGCCUAUGUCUGUUAAAUUUCCACCUGGUUGAGGAAAGGACAUAUCCCUUUCGUAAGCCUAUACCCUAGCAGAGGACUUUCCCCGCAACUGAGAAAACAUCUGCCUAAAUUCUCCAUAUGAGUGCAAUUUACCAAACUACAUUCCCAUCAAAACGUAUAAGCCUUUGAUCUCGCACCACCGGAGGGGGCCAACCAAGUCCUGUGAACAACCAACAGUAUUAUACACAUGUGGUUGCUGAAAAACCCCGCAAGAUGUCGCCAUGGUCUUGACUUGCACCUUUUGUUGCUUGGGCCCAGAAGGAUUGCUAUUUUGUUCACAGGUUGUAACCCUCAUUAACGUUAAACCGAGACGCGCAUGACCUGCAUUUUCCAGAUGUGCAGUACAUGUACACGGCCACUAGAUAGAGCCCAAGUAUCAAAAAUACGUUAUACCUUUUUCAGUUCUUGGCCUGGGCCUGUUCCUAGUUGUUCCUAGUUGGGGCCAACAUUGGGGUCAUCAUUACCGUUAUUCGCAAUCCCCAUCUCCUUCACCACCACUCACCACCCAAACUAUACUAUCUGUGGCCGUUAGGCCUACCAUUCGUUUUUAUAGAACCAAGCCUAUCAUUACAAAAUGCGAUUUAAAUUAUCUGCAUAUAUAUACAAACAAAAUCGUAUUAUUUUGUUCAUUUAUUUUAUGAGUUAUUUACUUUUAUAUGCCAAUGUUUAGGGGUUGAAUGUGCAAAUAUAAAGUGUUCGGAAAAUACGUAUCAAUUACUAGCCUACAUAAAUAAAAGGCUUCGAAAUAACAAGUAAUUGGCAUUUGUCGGCAGUUAUUUCCCAAAGUUUCACGAAGGCUCCAAUUAUCCAGGUGUGGAAAAGCUGUGAGUCGCGCAGUGCACUUGAAGGUAACAGAUGGCUGGAGCCUGUACUGCGGAUCGUCUUUUCACUGAACUAACCUAAAACAAAAGCUAAAACGCGUAUUAAGUCGUGUGGGAACGUAGGCCUAAAUAAUGCGAUUUGAAAAAUGUAAUUCCGUUUUGGUCAACCUUUUUCGAUGACUGGACCCACAGGCUAUUCCGAUUGAUAGCCUAUACCUACAAUUAGCCACAAAUAGCCUACAUGUUGUUUUUUCCAUUUUACACAACUUCUAUCAUUAAAUGAUGUCACGACAAAAUACAAAUUACCGCGUUUGAAACGGUUUCGAUUUACAAAUCUUUGGGCUUGGUAAUUACGCCAUUGAUUGAUUGAUUGAAUUUAUUUGACAAGAUGUAAAAUACAUACAUAAGCGCGCUCCAGCAAGUGACGCCUCCACAUACAAUUUAAGAAAAUCAUCAAGGAUAACACAAUUAAGCUUAUUAGCUUAUUUCCAUUGUGGUCCAACGGUAAUGAUGACGAAAUCCAUUCCCGGUUGUAUCAACCACAAUCAUCCUCACACAUACACACAUACACAUAGCGAGGACAUCCAUAGGACAUCCAUUUUCUACCAACGCUGUCAGGGGGCGAGGGUGCACGUGGCUAAUCAUACAACGCAGCCGCAGCGUCAGUCACAGGCGUCCACAGAUGUUGCUAAGAGAGCAUCUCAGUGAGCUAGCAGAAGGAUUGGAGCGGAACAUUGGUGAUGUUUUCUCGCCAAGUUGAUUUUGGAUUCUAUUUUUAUUCCUAUAUUUGUUGCAAUGUCACCAACUCUAAGGCUGAUUUUCAUGUAUGUACUGUUCCUCUGCUGGUUGUCUCCCUGCGCGGCAGACCUAUGCAACUGGAGUGGAAGUGGUUUGGCGCGUGAGGCUGAGGCUAACUCGCGGACUGUGCAGCAGGUGCGGCUGCGUUGCACAGAGGGUUCGGUGGAGUGGGUCUACCCGGGCCAGGCGCUUCGGGUCGUCCUGGAACCCAACCUGUCCUCUGCGCGCCACACAACGGUCUGCAUCAAACCGUUCCGCAGCUUCAACGGUGCCAGCGUCUACAUCGAGCGGGCCGGGGAACUUGACCUGUUGAUGACGGAUGGAGGGCGGCCGGAGCAAGUGUUCUGUUUCCCGGCGGACGGACCUCAGAAGCCAGCCAUCUUCCUCCUGGCGAACCCGCAGAGGGAUAUCAGCCAACGCGCAGUAGGCUUCAGAUAUGAGUUGCUGGGCGAUCGGACCACUGCGCCCAACCUCGGCCAAAGUGUGUUGCAGGCUAGCUGCCGUCCCUGCAAUGACACAGAGCUCCUCCUGGCCAUCUGCAGCAGUGACUUUGUGGUUCGCGGCUCCAUCAGGAACGUAUCCCACAAUGCUGAGCGGCAGACAUCGUUGGUGGAGGUCUCAGAGGGGAGGGUGUACCGGCAGCGUAGCGGGGUGUUCGAGCGCCACACUGGCACCAUAGGGGUUCCCGGUUCCAGUUCCUCAUGGCACGGUCACAUCCACACACUGUUACAGUGUCACGUAAAGCCUGGGGGCGGAGAGUUCCUAUUCACAGGGACAGAACACUUUGGGGAGGCCUGGCUGGGUUGUGCCCCCCGCUAUAAAGACUUCAUGUCUCUCUACCAAUCAGCUUGGGCGGCUCGUCAGAACCCCUGUGAGUUCCCGCUGGACUGAGGGUGUGUCCCAGUUCCGAGUGGCGAUCCAUGAGCCCUGUGACCUAUAUGUAGGGUUUAUUUUCUUAAAUGGAACACAUUGAGUCUCUUCUUUCUACCCCAGUUGGCAUGGUAGAGAUUAUGUCGCCGUGGCAGCAAGUGAGCGAGAUGAGUUCCUCACGACCACAGCGGUUUGAGAGAUGUUGUCCCUUCUACUCCUCAUGAAUCUAUACCGCUCACAACACCAGCAGGGACAAAUCUGUUGGAGCACUUGUAGAGCACAAGGACUACAAGGCCCAGGGCAGGGGCCCACAGGGGACCCAUCCAACCAGCACUAGAGGGGCCACCCCAGCCCCUGCCGGCCCCAGCGGGGAAAGGCUUAGAGA